CUCGACGACGAUCUGCCGAUCCGACUCGCCAAUCGGAUCCCGACACCUUCUGACCUUCUCCGGAUUUAAGAGCCUCGAAUUUCGAUUCGUCCGAGAUUUAUGUUUAUAUUUGUUUUCCGGAUACACUCUCUCUUUGUGCACGUAACCUCUCGUCUGUCUCUUUUCGUUUCAAGUGCACGUGCACGUAUCUUCGCCUGUAGCUGUUUCUCGAACAGCUGAUUGCAACCUUUUGUCUCUUCUCUUUUUCCUCCGCAACAUCCAAUCGUAUAUCUAUCUCGAGCGCGGAAAGUGUAGCAUAGUAGUGCAGCUGCAAAAGAGAGAUCUUUAGAAUUGAGCACGAUUAGAAUCCGAUUGCGUUCGAUCUUCGAUCACCGGGAAACUCCGGGACGACGUGCGGCCGAUCUCGAUGAGCGAAAAUAAUAUUAUUUGUAAUUAGCAUCAAUCAUUCAAUUAUUACCAAUUAACUGUGCGCUAAUGACAGACAUUAGACCGCCAAUGUAAAAAAAAUUAUUUUCUAUAUUAAUAUAGAAAACAAGCAGAAAUAUACUUUUUCUAGCCAAUUGUUAAUUCAAAUCUUUAACUUGAAUCAGCGGCUUAAUUCAAUCGUAUUAUCGAGACAAGCCUAACUUAAUCUGAGAAGCAUCGCUCACCACGUUUCGUUCGUAGGAAUCUAACCUAAAAACGUCUAUUGUUCUUUUCAUAGUGCCGAGCGAUUAUUUUAAUUUUUCAAGUUUUGGUUUUCGAGAUGAAGGAACGAGAGAGAGCCGAAUGAUUGUAUUUUCAUUAAAAUCCGAAGUUAAAGUGAAGUAGUUCAGUCCUUAACAAUGGGGAAAAAGGGAGGUUAUAAUUGGAAAUCAAGAGCUGUCGCAAAGGUGGAAGUCGAUAAUUCCACCACUAAAGAGAUUGUCUUGGACAUCCAACAUCGCGCCGAGGACUAUGACAAUUGCAACGCACUUGUCUUGCCCACUGAAAAGAGAAAGACGAAAAACGUCGAUAAGAAGAUAACAACCACUCGAUUGUUAUCGAAGAAACGCAGAAAACAGCUGGAAAAAGUGGUAGAGCGAAAGAAGAAGAAGUUGCAGAGAGCCGGGUUGUUAGAAGACCUGGCGAAGGUACAGGCGUCUCCUACGGAACUGCAACAGUACGUGAGUCUAACGUCCUUGCAGAACAAGGGCUUGAAGCGUCAUUUUCGAGAACUUGAGAUUCCUGUUAAAAAGUUAAAACGCAAAUCAGACGAUGAAGAGGAAGACGAUUCGACAAAGACAACUGUAAACUCUAUCAAAAUGAGCAAGAAGAAAAGAGUAGCCGUUCUGAACAAUGUAAAGCAAGACGAGGCCAAGCUUGAUCCAAAUAUAGUUGGAUUUGAAAGAAAACCUGAGAUACAAGCAGCAAGAUUGAAAUUGCCCGUUGUCGCGGAAGAACAAAUUAUAGUUGAGACAAUAAAUGACAAUCCAAUAGUCAUAAUUACGGGAGAGACAGGAAGUGGGAAGACAACGCAAGUGCCUCAGUUUUUAUAUGAGGCUGGAUAUGCUCAAAAUAAAUUGAUCGGGAUAACCGAACCGAGAAGAGUGGCAGCGAUGUCGAUGAGCAAGCGUGUAGCUGAAGAAUUGAAUCUCUCCCAAAAGGAGGUUUCGUAUCUGAUUCGUUUUGAGGGAAAUGUUACGGAGGAAACGAAGAUCAAGUUCAUGACCGAUGGGGUUUUACUGAAAGAGAUUCAAAGUGAUUUCUUGUUAACAAAAUACUCCGUGAUUAUACUCGAUGAAGCGCACGAACGCAGCGUGUACACCGACAUCCUGAUCGGUUUACUGUCGAGGAUUGUUCCGCUUCGCAACAAACGCGGCAACCCUUUGAAGUUGAUAAUUAUGUCGGCUACACUGUCCGUGAAGGAAUUCGUGGAGAAUACAAAGUUAUUUAAGAUAAAGCCGCCGAUAAUCGAGGUCAAAGCGCGACAGUUUCUUGUAAAGAUGCACUUUAAUAGAACAACAAGCAAGGAUUACGUCAACGAUGCAUUGCGAAAAGCGAUAAAGAUACAUACUCGUCUUCCGGAAGGCGGUAUAUUAAUAUUUUUAACAGGUCAGCAGGAGGUGCAUACGGUUGUGCGUAAAUUACGCAAAGCGUUUCCGUUGAAGAGGAUUAAACAGCCCCAAGUUAAAGUGGUGAACACCGAGAAAAGUGAAACCUCAGAAGCAUCGGAUAAAGAACAGGACGAGGAAAAAGACGAUUUUGACGCCGAGGAAGCGUUGCGCCGUAAUAAGCAGAGGCAAAAGAAGCAGAUCAUACUGCCAACUAUUAAUCUCGACGAUUAUUCAAUAAAUCCUACCGAUGACACGCACGAAGAUUUGAUCAACGCGCAGGACGAUGACAACAACUUGGACGAGGAUGAAGAUGAGGAUGAAGAUGUGAUUGAUUUCAAGGGACUGACGAACGCGCAGCCAUUAUGGGUCUUACCUCUUUAUUCCCUUCUACCCGGACACAAACAAGCCAGAGUGUUCGAGCCACCGCCGGAAGGAUGCCGCUUGUGCGUGGUGUCCACUAACGUUGCGGAAACCUCGCUGACGAUUCCCAACGUUAGAUACGUUGUGGACAGCGGACGUUGUAAAAUUAGGCUGUACGACAAAGUGACAGGCGUGAGCACGUAUCACAUUAGCUACGCGAGCAAAGCGGCGGCCACGCAACGUGCCGGCAGAGCCGGUAGAACUCGACCUGGUCAUUGCUACAGAUUAUACUCGUCGGCCGUGUACGACAACGAUUUCGAGGAGUACAGUCAGUCGGAGAUACAGAGGAAACCAGUGGACGAUUUGCUGCUGCAGAUGAAGACGAUGAACAUAGACAAGGUCGUGAACUUUCCGUUUCCCACGCCGCCGGAUAUCGUGCAAUUGAAGUCCGCGGAGAAACGGCUCACGAUACUCGAAGCGUUACAACCACCCUCGAAGAAGCAGGAAGAGAUAUACUGCGCGAAGGUGACGCCACUUGGACGCAGUAUCGCCGCGUUCCCGGUGUCUCCGUGUUACGGCAAGAUGCUGGCACUGUCGCAUCAGCACAACUUGUCGAAAUACACGAUAUGCAUGGUGGCGGCUCUCAGCGUGCAAGAAGUGCUGAUAGAGGCACUCGACAUGGAGGGUUCGACUAAGAGCAAGUGGCUGCAAAAGCGCCGUUAUUGGGCUGGGACCGGCAAUAGUUUGCUUCUUGGCGAUCCAAUGGUUUUGAUAAGAGCCAUCGGAACUGCCGAGUACGCGGGAUCGAAGGGAAGACUGUUGUCCUUCUGCGAGGAGAACGGCUUGAGACACAAGGCCGUGGUCGAGAUCAGGAAGCUUAGGCAACAGCUCACCAAUGAGAUAAAUUUAAACGUGCCGAAUCUAAAUUUAAUCAUUGAUCCAAAAAUGCCGCUGCCGACCGACACGGAAGCGAAAUUGCUGCGCCAGAUAGUCCUUUCGGGUAUGGCGGAUCAAGUCGCGAGGAAGGUUUUGCCGGACGAGGUAAAGGAGGAUCAGGACAAGGCCAAGUGGAAGCACGCUUACAGAACGCCAGAAAUGGAGGAACCUGUGUUCAUGCAUUCCUCGUGCGUUCUACGGAAAACCAGCCCGGAAUGGGUGGUUUAUCAGGAGGUGUACGAAACGAAUAAGAUGUACAUGCGAGGCGUCACGGCGAUCGAGCCCGAGUGGCUGCCGAAAUUCGCGCCCACGUUGUGCCGUCUCAGCGAGCCAUUGGCUGAUCCACCGCCAAGGUACAAUCAAGGAACCGGAAAGCUCAUCUGCCGUGUGUCCGGUACUUUCGGAAAAGCCGGAUGGCCACUACCACCGAUGGACAUCGAGCACCCGUUGACGGUGGACGGUGUCAAGUGGUUCGCGUAUUUCUUCCUGGAGGGUCAAGUGUGCCCUAAGCUGAAACGAUUUGUCCCGUCGCUGCUGACGACACCUGGUAGCAUCACCAAGUCGUGGGCCAAGCUGAUACCACGCACUCAAGCGAUAGUACAAACGCUACAGUCGCAGGGAGUCAUGUCCAAGGACAGACUAAUAGACAUCUGGGAUUCGGACAAGAAAUUUCUGCUGCCUGCCUACCAGAAGUGGCUGCCGGAAUCUGCGCAUGCAGAAAUAGCGCAGUUAUGGCCACCUUUGUAAUUAGGAAUGUACAUUAGGAUUGUAAUUAAAUAGCUUUUUAAUAAUUAAAUUGUUUUAUAAUGAAAAAGAAAAUCGAAAAGUAUGUAUCAGUUUUACUUCAAGAGCCAUGCUAUCAUCAUAAAACGAUCUGACAAGGAUCGGACAUUAAUCAAUUUUUAAUUAAUCAAGAUUUAAUACACUAGGAAAAGUUUUUGAUAUAUGAA
Wasmannia auropunctata (little fire ant) is the source of this 4321-nucleotide messenger RNA. RefSeq names its product probable ATP-dependent RNA helicase kurz (gene kz). Gene Ontology annotation, molecular function: RNA binding; ATP binding. Gene Ontology annotation, biological process: maturation of SSU-rRNA from tricistronic rRNA transcript (SSU-rRNA, 5.8S rRNA, LSU-rRNA). The record is from RefSeq and is a predicted model, not a curated record. NCBI's taxonomy places the organism in Eukaryota, Metazoa, Arthropoda, Insecta, Hymenoptera, Formicidae. Gene Ontology annotation, cellular component: intracellular anatomical structure; nucleolus. The transcript has 17 exons. The coding region runs from base 825 to 4118 and encodes 1097 amino acids.